AUGAAGUUGCCUUAUACUGAAUUAGGCCAUCAACCCACCGUGGACAGUCUUGUCCACUCAGACUGGCAGCGGCUGUCCAAGAUCUCAGCUUCCAAACAAUUUGCAGACGAGGUCUUAAAAGGUCACAACGACUACCGAAAGAAGCACGGCGUGCCUCCUCUAAAACUGUGCAAAAAGUUAAACAGGGAAGCACAGCAGUAA
Messenger RNA from Sphaerodactylus townsendi, 201 nucleotides. RefSeq names its product Golgi-associated plant pathogenesis-related protein 1-like. NCBI's taxonomy places the organism in Eukaryota, Metazoa, Chordata, Lepidosauria, Squamata, Sphaerodactylidae. The coding region runs from base 1 to 201 and encodes 66 amino acids. The record is from RefSeq and is a predicted model, not a curated record. The transcript has 2 exons.